Messenger RNA from Lodderomyces pseudojiufengensis, 396 nucleotides. RefSeq names its product 60S ribosomal protein eL14 (gene RPL14). The coding region runs from base 1 to 396 and encodes 131 amino acids. Gene Ontology annotation, biological process: ribosomal large subunit biogenesis; translation. Gene Ontology annotation, molecular function: structural constituent of ribosome; RNA binding. The record is from RefSeq and is a predicted model, not a curated record. NCBI's taxonomy places the organism in Eukaryota, Fungi, Ascomycota, Pichiomycetes, Serinales, Debaryomycetaceae. The transcript has 2 exons. Gene Ontology annotation, cellular component: cytosolic large ribosomal subunit; ribosome.
AUGUCAUCUACUGUUAAAGCUGCAAACUGGAGAUUCGUUGAAGUCGGACGUAUUGUUUUAGUUGACAACAAAGAUUUAGCCACCAUUGUUGAAAUUAUUGAUCAAAAAAGAGUUUUAAUUGAUGGUCCAAAAGUACCAAGACAAGCUAUUUCAUUAGCUAAAGUUACCUUAACCCCAAUAGUUUUACCAAAUUUACCAAGAGGUGCUAGAACUUCAACUGUUAAUAAAAAAUGGGCUGCUUCAGAUGUUGACCAAAAAUGGGCUUCUUCAGCUUGGGCUAAAAAAUUAGCUUCAAAAGAAAGAAGAUCUCAAUUAAGCGAUUUUGAAAGAUUCCAAGUUAUGGUUUUAAAGAAACAAAGAAGAUAUACUACUAAAAAAGCUUUAGCUAAAGCUUAA